Molecule: messenger RNA, 1944 nt
Organism: Tetrahymena thermophila SB210
Lineage: Eukaryota; Ciliophora; Oligohymenophorea; Hymenostomatida; Tetrahymenidae
Product: EF hand protein
Exons: 13
Cellular component (GO): cytoplasm
Molecular function (GO): protein binding; calcium ion binding
Source: RefSeq, a predicted model, not a curated record
AUGGACAUCAAAAGAUAUCUAAUAAACUUAAAGCCAAAUACAUAAAAUAUUGAAAUAGAAAAUAAGGGUAUUCACAAAAUAGAUGGAUUGAUUGAACUUUUGGCUAAUUUUAAAGAUUUAAAACGACUUUCCUUUAAGAACAACAAUAUUAGAGUUAUACCUAUCAAAUUAUAAGAAAUUCAAAGUUUGCAAGUGUUAGAUAUUUCUGGAAAUCCAAUAGAAAGCUUGGAUAAUUUAGUGGAGGUUUUGAUAAAUCUCAGAGAGUUAUAAUCUUUAAAUGUAUCUCUUUCUAGUCUAGAAGAGGAAAUGUUUUUGAUUGAAUCACUGCCAUAACUGCUUUUUAUUAACCAAAGGGAGGUUUAGCACCACCAGAACUAGUAAAAUGAUAAUCACGAACAUGAGGAAUCUGACUAAAUCACAGACUUCGAUGAUUAUUAAUACUUUUAGAAAAAGAAUGUAGAUGAGGCAACAGAAAUAUUUUAAGAUCUUCAAGGCCUUUAUAAAGAUAAUAAUAGAGAAAGUGAGAUUGAAACUAAAAGCAUGUUCAACUAAAGCGUGUCUAAAAUUAUUUAAAACUUAAAGGAAAAACUAUCUUAAUAAGAGGAUGAUGAUUAAUACUAAAAGGGAUUGAUUUAAAUAAAGCAAGCAUACAAUCUUUAUGAAGUUUGUUUUAAAAAGACAAUUGAGUAUACAGAUAAAGUAGAUGAAAGAUUAUACUAUUCUAUAGCUUCUAUCCAUGAUGCACACGCUAUUAUUUUUAAACAAAUGUCAUAAAUCAUUUAAGAGCAAUCUAAAUAAAUAUAAAUUUUAAAGACAUAAUCUCCUGUUAAUGUAUUAGACAUAGGGGACAAUUCAGCAGUGAAUUAUAAAGAGCUUCAGAAUAGAAUUGAACUUUUAGAGGAAGAGAAUAAAAAAUAUUUGAAUAAAAUAAUUAGAUUAUCUAAAGGAGAAAAUCCUCUUAGGGAUUCUACCUCCUAUAAAUUGAACUAAUCUAAUAACCUUGGAAACACAAAUCCAUCAAUUAAUAUAUCCAUAGGAAAUGCUAAGAAUUUAACUUUAAAUUAGUUAAAAGAGGUAAUUCUUGAAAUAUAUGCAUCAAAAGAAUGGUUUGAUACCAAAGAAUAAAAAAAUUUGAAACUACCUCCUCAAACUAUGGAGAUGCACAUGUAUGAAUACCUCACUUAAAAGUAUGGAUUAAAAUCCAUAGUUAUAGAGUAGGCUUCUACAAUAAUAUAUUCUAUAAAAAAAUAUUCUCAUGAAGAUAAUGACAUAGCUGUUUUUACAAAGAUUUUAAGAAAUGAAUGCGAUGAAAACUUCAGAUUUGUACAAGGACAGCUGAAAAGAACUAUAAAAGAAUUGCUUAAUAUGCAUCUUAAAGGAAAAUAUCCCCUUAAAAACACAGCUGAGUUAAAAAGUAUGGUGGAUUCUAAAUCAGCAGGGUUUGUAACUAUUGAAGAAAUAACAGAUAUAAUAAAUUACAUGUAUAACAAAGAAGACAGUAAACACUUAAUUGAAAAAGUUAAAGAUUUAAUGUAUUUUAAUGUUCAAAGUCCUCCAAAGAAAAAAGGUCAAAAAAGAGAGGAGAUUUCAAAAGAGAAUAUGGAAAGAAAAAAAAUUUUAUACAGCAGUUUCGAAAACGUUAUUCUUGAUUUCUAGUUAAAAAGCCAUGAAAAAUUCUUAAAGCCAUUCAUUUAAUAAUUUAAAUAAAUUGAUACAGAUUCUGACGGUGUUAUAAAUGAAGAAGAAUUUAUAAUAUUGAUGAAUCAUUUAAAUUUACCAAUACCUUAGUCAGACAUUGAAAAAUAUUUAAAGAUGUUGGAUCCUUUCACAACACAAACCUUUACAUUUUCUCAAAUUGUAAAUCUUUUUUCUGAGUAAGUUAUUUAAGUUGAAAAUACUUCGAUGUCUAUCCUUUAGCACCUAUCUAUAAAUUAAGCUAUCUGA